UGUGUGUGUGUGCGGCUGUAGUAUGGAGCGUUACUCUUCUCUGAGCAGAGAGCAGGUACUGGGAAACAUUCCCAUGAUGUUCAUCACCUUCCCAUCAGCUAAAGAUCCUACAUCCAAUGUCAGACACCCAGGUAAAUCCUGCAUGACGUUGCUUACGAUGGCUCGCUACGAGUGGUUUGAGGAGUGGGAGGGGACAAAGCUGGGCAGAAGGGGACAGAACUACGUGGACAUGAAGAACAGUAUGGCCCAGGAGAUGCUGGACUGGGCUCUAACGAUCUUCCCCCAACUGCAGGACAAGGUGGUGAUGGUGGAUGCUGCCACUCCCCUCACUAAUGUCCACUAUCUGGGCGCUCCCAGGGGGGAGAUGUACGGGGCUGAGCACAACGUGGAGCGCUUCACCCCAGACACCGUCGCCAGGACACGCCCUCAGACACCGAUUGAGGGUCUCUACCUUACAGGCCAGGACGUGUUCUGUAACGGCAUGGCUGGGGCGCUGCACGGGGGACUGCUCUGUGCCUCCGCCAUCCUCAACCAGAUCCUCUACAUUGACCUUCUAGCCCUGAAGACCUACCUUAAAAACAAGCAGCGCAAACAUAAGACCAGCAGGUAGCAGCACGAGCGCUAACGUGUGCUGUGGGUACGACGAGGCUUCAAACACUGCGUUGUGUUAUCAAACUUCAGGUUGACUCGCCUAGUCGUUAUUUAACACCAGAUCCUCAUGCUGGUAGCAGACUGUCAGCGUGUGUGUGUUGUGUAUGAAUACAAAAUAAAAUAAAAUGAAAAAGGACUGACUGCCAACGAGCCCAAAUAAUAUUAAUAUUGAUCAGGCCUGCAAAGUAGCACUAGGAAGUCGGCCGUUAUGAGCUGAGGCCGAAGUCAGUUUAACCUGAUAGUUCCAGCAGCUUGAAUACGUUACGUUUCUUAAAUACAACAGCAGUCAAUCAAAUCAGAAGCCGAAUUGUCAAUAUUUGCCAAAUGCACAACGUUGCCAGGAAUUUGAAGAAGUGAUGCUGUGUCAGAGUUUUUGGUGAAGUCUCCACACGCCAACGGACCUCUUUCACGUUCAUUGCCCGUUGUGCAGCCGGUAAUUAUGUUUGUUUGUGUUGUGGUUUUCUUUUGGCCCUCCCUACGCUACGAGUUUAUUUGUUUGAUGUUUAUUGCUAAUAAGCACAAUAGGUUGAAGAUGUGGAAGGCUUCUGUAAAAUUGGAUCCAUCUGAUGUUUACCAGAGUGGUGGUAUUUAAUGCAGUGUCAUAAUUAAACUUAUUGUAACCAUGAGGUUGAUAUGGCACAUUGAUUAACAAAACACCUAAAAGUAGCUGAUCCCAUGUGCAUAUUUAAUUAGGUGUAAUGUAGUGUAGUAGUGUAGAAAGAAACAUGGAGGAAGUUAAGAAGAAUUUCAGAUAAAGGUGAAGAAGGAAAGAAAAAAACUGAUUUAGCUCAUCAGGUCACAAGAAGAGAUUAAACAUUUAGCGUAAAAAAAACUAUUUUGAUAUUUGCUGGCCUUCAAAAUGAAAGAUUGGAACCUGCUAUAAAAUGAAUGACAGAUGUUUUAUUAGAGUUAUGCUUGACGACAAUUUUAUUAUAUUAUAUGUUUUAAAAAGGCAUUUCAAUGCAAUGAGCACAAUUGUCUUAUAUAUUGUUUACAUUGUGCUUGUAUGUUUUCAUAUUUUAUUCCUUUAUCACACCGAUCGUUAAGACAAAUUCCUCAAUGUGUAACAUAUUUGGCAAUGAAUAAAUGGCUUGUGAUGCUGAUUCUGAUGAAAACCC
Molecule: messenger RNA, 1769 nt
Organism: Gasterosteus aculeatus aculeatus (three-spined stickleback)
Lineage: Eukaryota; Metazoa; Chordata; Actinopteri; Perciformes; Gasterosteidae
Source: RefSeq, a predicted model, not a curated record